CCUCCAUUCCUUGAGAUCUUCUAGUCCUACCACUUAAUUUACAGACUACUGCGUACUAUUUUCUGCCAUAUUCAAGAGCAACAUCAAGUCAGGUUUGAGAAGUGUUCUUUCUCCCCGUUUCUCCACUUUAUUUCGAGUCUGUUCAAGUAUCACCAAGUUCCUGGAGCCACAACCGGAGAUGGAUCACUCAGGAAUUGAUCAACAGCUUGACCACCCCCAAGGAACCCUACCAGGAGAUCCAAGAAGCUUGCGCAAUGAACUUGAACAGAAUUACAAUUCUCUAGUGGACUGUUAUGAGACCCAGUUGACGCGGAAAGACAGAGGUCUACAAGAAGCGGAGGAUCGCAUAAGAUACUUGGAGAAAGAGCUUUCUGGCUGUCGUACCAAGCUGCAAAACUACGUUUCAGAUUAUCAGAUCAGUGACGCAAAGGUUCAAGAGGACCUCAGGAUACUUCGGGAUAACAUCUCCAACUGGGUUGAGAAUUUCCCGGAUAUUGCCAAUUUUGAAGAAUUUUUCGAGAGACAUAUCUCGGAAGAAGUACUGCACAAACUGAUGCCUGGAUGGGCCCACUCAUUCCCCAAUGGACCUGAGGAUGUACAGAUGGAACUUAUGACUAGCAGAAUCUUCAAAGUCAUCUGGAAUUGUCUAUUUAAAGGUUCGAUAAUUGGAGAAAAGACGCACCAAGAACUAGUGUGCCAUAUCCAGGAAGGAAUGUCCUACUUGAACUCCCGCAUAGAUCUUGAAAGCAUCAACGCGUGGAAAUCGAAUACCCUUCGUGCCUAUAUGGCCCAUCCAAAAUAUCGAGAGAUAACCGAAACACGUUGCUGCAACUUGACAGACUCCAUUCACAGACUCCUUAGCAAAUUUCACCAGCUCAGUGUAUCCAAUUGGAGGCACAAAUCAGAGAGGUUCAUGAUGCAAAUAGCAAACCCAGCGGCUGAACUCGCAGCUAGGAUGGAGUCCUCACCAAGUCAAUACAAAUGGCACUCGUAUUUUCCAGCUCACAAAUGGUUCCCUGAUCAAAUGAUACACAAGGGUUAUUUGGAAUGGUUCACUAUUGUUGACGCUGAAACACAUCACAAGAUCCGACUUCCUGGUCUUGAGGGUCUAGAUGAUAGCGAUGUAAUUGGUGUGUUUCUUGCGUUGAUUUUCCCUGGACUCACUCGGCAUGGAGAAGAACAGCACAAUCAAGUUUGGAUCGAAAAGCCUGUUAUUCUUAUUGCAACUUUGAAGAGAUAAAACGUCUCCGAGCGCCUGCGAGAAAACGAUGAUCAACACUGGGCCUAAUGUAACCAAGCCGCGGACAAUGAUAUAGCUGGAUGGUGACUAAUUCUUCCAAGUUGACUUUUAUCUAGCUUUGAUGGUGAUGUUAUCUAUUUGUCUCACGCAGAUAGGACGGGGUUCACAUGUCCUGCUACUACCGGCGCUGAAAUUUGGUUUCCUUUCUUUGGCUUUUUCUUUUUCUUUACCUUUUCAUUUUCUUCUCCAUCGCCUCAUUAUUCUUACCCGAGGAGUUAAUGGAAGUGUACAACCUG
Molecule: messenger RNA, 1536 nt
Organism: Aspergillus campestris IBT 28561
Lineage: Eukaryota; Fungi; Ascomycota; Eurotiomycetes; Eurotiales; Aspergillaceae
Exons: 2
Coding region: 179-1240 (353 amino acids)
Source: RefSeq, a predicted model, not a curated record